This is a messenger RNA of Monopterus albus (swamp eel), 1318 nucleotides long. Its product is annotated as histidine triad nucleotide-binding protein 3. The record is from RefSeq and is a predicted model, not a curated record. The transcript has 6 exons. Lineage: Eukaryota; Metazoa; Chordata; Actinopteri; Synbranchiformes; Synbranchidae. Gene Ontology annotation, molecular function: catalytic activity. Bases 127 to 672 code for a protein of 181 amino acids.
UACUUCCUUUCUCCAGAGUUCAAUGUGAGUGAACAUGGACCUGGGGAUAGUACUGUCCAGCAGGUCAGAGAGUAGGACGGAUUCACCUCUCAGGAACUCCCGGUCCUGAGUGACAGUAUCGGAAACAUGGCGAUAAACAAAUCACACUCAGGUGAAGACGUCGAUAAAAAGUGUAUUUUCUGUUUGAUCGCCAACGAUCAAGAUGAAGAAGCGGAAAUUCUAAAAAAGGAUGAGGAGCUGGUGUGUUUCAAAGACAUUGAGCCUGCUGCUCCUCAUCACUACCUGGUUGUACCCAGAAAGCACAUAACCAGCUGCCUCUCAUUGCACAGGGGACACACUGGCCUCGUGGAAAGGAUGGCUGAAAUGGGGAAAGCUGUACUACGUGACCAAGGAAUCACUGAUAUGAAAGACAUACAGCUGGGCUUCCACCAAGCUCCCUACAUUUCAGUAGAGCAUCUCCACCUCCACGUGCUCGCCCCCACCACAAAAAUCAUAUGGGACCAGAGGAAUAUGUUCAAACCAGCUUUUGUUACUGAAGAAUGUUUACGGAAACAUCUAAAGGACAAAGCUCCACCGCUCAAGUAUUGUUUGACAGACUGUUUUUCAUGUCUGCGAGCUACCAGCUCCCAAGGUGGACUUUCUGAAAAGCAAACAUCUCAGAGGCGUAUCUGAUCCAAAAUCAGCCACAGAACAAGCGUGUUUUUAAAAGAAUGCUCAAAUUCUGCAAGGUGGGACACAACAGGAAUAACAACAUAGACUGACAAGGAUAUUACAGAACAUUAUCUGAAAGCAGAUAAAUUCAUUAGUUUUGAAAGGAAAGCCAUAGCUCUGAGAUGUCACUGUAGACAAGUGACUAUGCACAUUUGAGUCAAACUGGUUUACACUAGUAGUAUAUAUAUAUAUAUUUAAACAGUGUGGCUGUGUUUACAUGCAAACAGUAUGCACUUGAAAAACAGUUUUAUCUAUUGUAUGUUCUAGAUUUUGUUGUAUCUACUGUGUUCUAGACUUUGGUGUGUGUAAAGGUAAAAAGACUCAAAUGAAUUAUAUGUGAAUAGAUUAUUUUAUGGUUAGAAUAUUAAGAGUAUAAUGGAUCGACUCCAUUAAAUGUUAUGAUAUUAUGUGCGAUCAGUUUUUAAGAUAUACUGCAUCAAAAAAAUGUAUUUACUUAAAGUUUUUGUGACAUUGGGGCUUUAUUAUAUAAGGGAAGCAUGCAAACCAAUAACCAAUAACCAAAAUAAUCCAGUGACUGCUGAUUUUCAUUUAUUAAAGCAUACACUAAGAUACAGUACAUUGGUAAUGAACAUAUGAAAAAAAUACA